GUGUGUGUGUGUGUGUGUGUGGACUUUCCACCACUCAUUUACAUUAUCAGUGGGCAGAGCCUAUCGUCCUGUUGCUGUUUAAAGACCUCCCCAGCUCAGAGCAGCUGUAGAGUUUCUAACAGAGCAGACAGAUCAUCGGGAUUUUUCAAAGGAUCUCUCAGACUGUUGGUCUCGUGUCUCCUCUCGGAUAAUGAUGCUGACAGAGACGGAAGGCUUCAGGUGGAACUUUCUUCCAGGGUUUAACUUCAGGAGAAACCCCAGACGUCAGGCAGGUGUCAACACCACCACCAACAACACCACCACCACCACCACCGAUGGACACGACUCACCGAGCGAACAGAUUCCCCAAACUGUGAUCGUCACUUUUGAGCAGAUGCUUGAGGUAAAACGUUUGUGUGAAGCCGGCCAGCUCCUGAUACAGAGAGAGGAAUGUCUGUUUGGGGAUAUAAGGGAGGAGGAGGAGGAGGAGGCACUGACUCAUCAUGAAGAAGAAGUGAAGAAGCUUGCUACAGACCGCAGGGCCCUGGAGGACCUCGUACUGCAGACUCUUAGACUAUCUCUCAGCCUGGGCGAGGUCAGUUUGGAGGUUCUGACGUCUGCUGUGAAGGCCGUGAAGCAGGAGGAUGACCAGGACCAGCUGUGGACACAGAGAGAUUGGACUACUCCGGCCUGGAGGCCUAGUGGCUGGAAGAAGCUCCACGACUCAAAGCUUUGCAACUUGGUAGAGGAGCGUAUGGAUAUGGACAAUCCUCUGACCCCCCCUGCUGACCAGGUGGACCAGUCUACGAUCCAGGCAGACAUCCACAGCAUGGGCAGGCGGCUGAAGGAGGACCUGCUGUUUGUGGUGGAUGUGGUGAAGAGCUGCUACCCUCCUCAGCUGGACAUCUGUAAUUUAUACGGCAGGUUGUACCACCAGACUCUCAGCGCAAGACUCAGGAAGAUCGCAGACUUUGGUCUGGAGGACAAGGACUGCACUUUCCUCCUGCGCUGGGUCAACGAGUAUUAUCCACAAAUCCUGCAGAAACCAGAGCUGGCCAGUGAGAUUGAUGUUGAAGCAUUGGGAAAGCUGCUGCCUGAACAGUUAUUGAAACCUCUGGAGGAUCAAUACCUGAACAAACAACAGGAAGAGCUGAUGAAGUACAUCGGACACGUCCUGGAGGAAGCAAAGCAAAAGUGGAACAACGGAGAGGAACCGACGAGAGAGGAAGGCUGCUUUGUUAGUCAUGUGGCCUAUGACAUCAUUCAGCUCAUCAACGGUAUGGUGACUUCAGCUGAAAAAGUUGUUGGAGAUCUGCACAAGGCUCAAAACUUAACGAGUGAACUGGAAGAUUUAAUGCAGAGGUUUAAGAUUUUCCAAAAUGAUGUCAUCAAGCAAAACAAACCCAACAGCCAGCCGAUCAUCAAAGCAAACCUCGGCUGUUUUGAACAGUUCAGGGAUGUCCUCGAGAAGAAGAGCCAUCUGUUCAAAAAGGACGUGCAGAAAAACUGUUUGGAUGUUUUGGCAGACAUGGAACAAUCUGCUCACACAUAUUUAUUAAAACCUGUGCACGAGGCACUCAAGCCUCAGUACCGUAAACUGGGAACCAGUGACUGGCUAAAUAAGCCCCUGUUUGAGAAGCUGCUGGUCAGCAUUGAAAACGAGCUUCAGGGUCUUCAGGGUUCGAUUGUAUCCUCUCACCAGGUGGGUGGAAUAAAAGCCAUAAAACACACACUUUAGUUUAAUUUAACUGAG
Molecule: messenger RNA, 1732 nt
Organism: Epinephelus moara (kelp grouper)
Lineage: Eukaryota; Metazoa; Chordata; Actinopteri; Perciformes; Serranidae
Gene: tnfaip2b
Product: tumor necrosis factor, alpha-induced protein 2b
Exons: 9
Coding region: 191-1717 (508 amino acids)
Biological process (GO): exocytosis; exocyst localization
Cellular component (GO): exocyst
Molecular function (GO): SNARE binding
Source: RefSeq, a predicted model, not a curated record